Seriola dumerili (greater amberjack) is the source of this 1853-nucleotide messenger RNA. Its product is annotated as zinc-binding protein A33-like. The coding region runs from base 299 to 1801 and encodes 500 amino acids. Lineage: Eukaryota; Metazoa; Chordata; Actinopteri; Carangiformes; Carangidae. The record is from RefSeq and is a predicted model, not a curated record. Gene Ontology annotation, molecular function: protein binding. The transcript is spliced from 4 exons.
UCAAGGCCAGGACAGUAACCACCUCUCUCCAACCGAGGAUCAUAACUUAUAUAUGGUUCACUAGCUGUUAGACAGAACAAUCUAAAUGUAUUGCUCAUCUUUCUACAUCUGAAAGACUCUGUGGUGAAUUCAAUUUGGUUUUGGCAUCUAGCUCAACCACAGUGUCACCAACAACUGUAGCAGCACUGGCUGAUAGAGGAGGGUAGGUCCUUCUGUUCCUAACAUUGAGAAUGACACUGAAUGACUGUCAGCUCCUGAUCAGCAGCUGACCUCUGACCUCUGAGUUUAAGCACUAGGAAUGACCAUGCAGGAAGCCAUAAUGGCGACACUUAGAGAGGAGCUCUUGAAUAUUCUGCUGGAUUUAAGUGAAGACCAGUUUAAGCUUUUCAAAUUUCACCUGAGAGACAAUGGCAUCCCACGGGCUAACCUGGAGAAGGCAGACAGGCUGGACACGGUGGAGCUCAUGAUAAAUAAAUAUCCUGAUCGUGGAGCUCUGGAGUUAACCUUGAUGAUUUUAAAGAAGAUCAGCAGGAAUGAUCUGGUGGAGCGUUUGCAAAACUUCAGACCGAAAGACUUCAACCCAUUUCAUGUUGGUGCUCACACAGAAAGAUCUAACAGAAAGAAGGCCAGACCACUAAUGUGGGUCCAGCAGUUUGCAGUGGAAGUGACUCUGGAUCACGAUACAGCACACCCCAAUCUUAUCGUGUCUGAUGAUGGGAAACAAGUACAUCAUGGUGAUUUCAGGAAGAAACUACCAAACACCCCUGAGAGAUUUUACAGCUGUGUAAAUGUUUUAGGAAAGCAGAGUUUCUCCUCUGGAAGAUUUUACUAUGAGGUUCAGGUUAAAGGGAAGACUGCCUGGACUGUAGGAGUGGCCAAAGAGUCAAUCAAAAGGAGGGGAAAUAUCACACUCAGUCCUGAAAAUGGUUUCUGGACCAUGGAUUUGAGUGAUGGAGAUGAAUACAUAGCUAUUGAUGAACUAGUAGCUCAUCUCUCUCUGAAGUCUAAUCCAGAGAGGGUUGGAGUGUUUGUUGAUUAUGAGGAGGGUCUGAUCUCCUUUUACGAUGUAGAAGCUGCAGAUCAUCUCUACACCUUCACUGGCUGCUCCUUCACUGAGAAACUCUACCCAUUCUUCAGUCCCUGUACUAAUGACAAAGGUAGAAACUCUGCCCCCUUGAUCAUAUGUCCUGUCAAACACAAUGAAGAAUAUGAAAGAAAGAAAGCUGAGCUGCAGAGUGUGCAGCAGUUUGCAGUGGAUGUGACUCUGGAUACUGAUACAGCACAUCCUGCUCUCAUCCUGUCUGAUGAUGGAGAACAAGUACGUUGUAGUGAUGUGAGAAAGAAACUCCCAGACAGCCCUAAGAGAUUCAAUAGUUGUGUUAAUGUCUUAGGAAAGCAGAGCUUCUCAUCAGGAAGAUUUUACUUUGAGGUUCAGGUUAAAGGGAAGACAGCCUGGACUGUAGGAGUGGCCAAAAAGUCAAUUGACAGGAAGGGGAAUAUCACACUCAGUCCUGAAGAUGGUUUCUGGACUGUAUGGUUAAGGAAUGGAGAUGAGUACAUGGCUAAUGAUCACCAUCCAGUCCGUCUCUUUCUGAACCAGCAUCCUCGGAAGGUGGGGGUAUUUGUUGAUUAUGAGGAGGGUCUGGUCUCCUUUUACGAUGUAGAAGCUGCUGAUCAUCUCUACAAGUUCACUGGCUGCUCCUUCACUGAGAAACUCUACCCAUUCUUUAGUCCCUGUACUAAUGACAACGGUAGAAACUCUGCCCCCUUGAUCAUAUGUCCUGUCAAACGCAACAAUUAGAUUACUCCUGCUGUCCUUUAAAGGCCUCAACACCCACACAGCUGUUUUGUAU